AUGAGUCAGAGCGACAAUAGUCAACAGGCACCUGUGGGAACAGACCAUUUUAAGGUAUAUUUGAAAGGUCCUGAAGCUGCAGCCAAAAUAGGUUCUACUGUUUCUAUUGCUGCUGCUAAUACUACUAUUACUACGAAAACAUUAUCAAACUCUACUUUAGUUGAGAAGAGCUUUGGUCCACCCUCAUUAACAUCAUUUAACACCACUCCUGCAGCAUCUACUGCAGUGGAGUUUACUACUAAAGAGUCCCUUGUAAAUUUAAUUACCUGUGCCUAUGCCCAUUCGGGUUACCCAACUUCCAUCUCUGCAGGGAAUUCAGGUAGUGUUAUUUACGGGGCAUUUGUAGAACUGCGUAAUCCCUCGCUUAAUAGUAUCACAUUUCCACCAGAUGAGAUGAUCGUUCUCUCUGACAUUCCACGUGAGUCUGCUGGGGAGAUGAAUGGAGUUCACACACCCUCCAAAUCCUCUGAUAGCCCGGCAGCAGAGGAGCCAUUAGUACGUGUUGUCUGGAGACGAGGUUCGCAUCUGCUGAACAGUCGUCUGGCAGAGAAAUUGCCCACCACAACGGCGACAGGCCCAACACUUAAUAGUCCCAAUUCUUCCUCUUCUUGUGGAAUAGUUCUCCCACGACUGGCCCCAAAUUCUACUCCCCAGCGUUUGGCUAAGUGUCCAGACGGUCUUUGCGAUGUGAAAACCUCUCCACGUCUUAAUGAGAUCGUUUUGGGUUUUCAACCAAAUGUCCCACAAACAGAUGGUAAUGCGGCCCAAGACAACGAUACUGGUGAAAACGACGAGAAUGCUAUUGGUAACGAUAAUAAUAAUAAUAAUAAUAAUAAUAAUAAUAAUAAUAAUAAUAAUAAUAAUAAUAAUGAGGAAAAUGGUGGUAAUUCUUCAGAGGCAGUCAAUCCUCCACUAGAGAGAGGGAUUCCAUCUGGGGAAGAAAUUAAUAAAGAUAUACCCGUUCAGACUACACUGAUCAGCGCUAAUAGCUUUAAUCAUCUCACAAUGUAUGGAGUAAGACAUCAGGAAGGAAAGAUUUUGUCUACAACUCCAUUACAGUCACUCGUUGCUACAAUACCGACACGGAAGAUUACUGCUCACUCUCUUUUUUUUCUUAGCACGAUUGUUGGGAAAGGUUACGUUGCACCUGGAUAUCAAGAAGGAGGAUCUCCUCAAGUUCUCCAUGGAGCGGAAGUGAAACCGGCGAAAAAGAGUUGGACAGUACGUAAGUCAUCAGUGUCCAGUAAUCUUCCGAAUUUAGCAAAAGGUGUAGUAAUGAACUUUGAGGAUGUUCAGAUGGAAGGAGGAACUAAUGGUGGUAGUAGUAGUAAUGUAGUAAAUGUUGCUGCACUCCAUGUAGCGGUAGAACCGUAUUUACUUUUUGGAAAUCAAAGUGGGGAUUUAUUUCUUUUUAGUGUUUUUGAAGAAAAAAUUGUGCAACGCCUUAACUACUCAGGUGGUAUUUUUUGUUACAGUAAUUCGGAAAAUUCAACCACACCAAAAAAACAAUUAGUUAGUAGGCCAGUAACUUGUAUUGUAGAGGUUGAAUGUGGUAUUGAAAAGCACCUUGCGGUGGUGAUUGAUCGAGCCUGUUCAUCAAAGGUGAGAAAUGAGAAUACUUUCGCAGUUCCUUCUGUUACUCCUGAUGGAAUUCCGCCAUCUGUAUUUGCGGCCGGCUUUGAUAAUGGACAUGUUCUUCUUGUUAGCAUUACACUUGGUGGGGCGUGGCUGAGUGGACAUACCACUUCAUUUGGAGAACGACCUAUUCGAGGAAUUGCAGUGCAGACGCCUCACUUUUUUUUACGUCUAUGGUCUUCAGAACGGAGAACACGGGAUACCACAUUUUCCUCACCUCACAAAACACAAAAACAAAAACAACAACAAAAGGAUGAGGUGGAAGAAGAAGAAGAAACAGGAAAAUUUAAGGAGAGUAAUGUUUCUUUUACACAUAUUGAAUUUAUUUCAUCUACCACACUUAUUCUUAGUGAGGAUAGCGCUGUAGUUGCUAUUAACUGUGAUGGUGGGAUGUUACGUCUUGUUAAGGCCUCCAAUUUGGAGGUGGAGUUGUGUCGAACUGUUGCACUUGCGAAUAAUACACCUGGUGAUUUCUUGGCAAUUCAGUGGGUGCCAAGUUCUGCUGAAUUCACAUUAUAUCCAGAUCUCAUUGUUGUCACGACUGAAGAUGAUAGCAUGAUGGUUUAUCAGUUUCUACAAAUGAAUGGAGGUUCAAAAGGUAAGUUUACAAAUACGUUUUCAUUCCCUGAGGAAACAGGGCCACCUGGUCCAAUGAAUAGUAGUAGACUCUUAAGGAACAAUAGUUACCAACGUACAGGUGAGAGUUUGGUAUUUCUUGAGCGUCGUCGUUUUCAUCGCUCAUGGGUAGGAGAUUUAUCUUUACUACCCAUUUCAGAUGCUCGUUUGUUAAUUGCGACAUCUUAUGAUGGUCAAAGUUCUUUUUGGCCUAUUUAUCAUAGUGUUGUAGAGCAAAAAUCGAAAGAUCAUUUUUUACCAACACAGUUCGAAAGCAGUUCAUUUAUCCAAGAAUGUUUCUAUGAUUGUAUCAUUCAAGAUGAUAGCAGUCAGUGUAUUAGUUCGAAACUGACGACGACUGUUUUGGCUGACGAACCAGCCACAUCCGUAGUAUUACACACAGAUCUAACAGUUCGAUGCACGGUUGGUGGUGCUGGAUGUAGUCACUUCCUUGUCUCACUGUGUAUUCGAGGGCGUGUGAAGUUUUGGGAGGUGAAGUCAUUAUUGAGCUAA
Molecule: messenger RNA, 2763 nt
Organism: Trypanosoma theileri
Lineage: Eukaryota; Euglenozoa; Kinetoplastea; Trypanosomatida; Trypanosomatidae
Exons: 1
Coding region: 1-2763 (920 amino acids)
Molecular function (GO): protein binding
Source: RefSeq, a predicted model, not a curated record